UACAAGAAGCAUCGCAUAUUUAGUUGAAUAGAAAAAUUGGUUUCAAAAUUGGUCAAAUGUUAUGUUGCGGUUUUUGUUGUGGCAACAUGUCGAAACGAGACUACAAAGUGGCCACAAUGGAUGGCAUAGAACUCGAGCCAUUGGGCGGCGAAAAAAUGGAUAAGGACAAGGAAAAGGAUAAAGAAAAACAAACGAAUGGUGUAACAUUUGGUGGUGAAUCUAGUGGUGGCCGACAAACACGCAAUGGCGUCGCUGUAUGUUCACAAAAACGUGCCCUCCUAGUGGCUGGCAUUGUGUUGGGUUCACUCCUGCUGACAGCUUUAAUAAUUGCCUACGCUGGUCCAUCAAAUGAUUGUUCGUGCGCCCGUAAAUUGCCAACUGGUCAUCAUACGAAUGAAGAGAAUGUCACACAACCAUUUAAUCCGAUUGCAACAAAUGGUGAACCAUUUCCAUGGUUAAAUUUAACAUUGCCAACAUUUGUAAGACCGUUGCGUUAUAUGGUGACAAUACAUCCGAAUCUAACAACGCUGGAUGUUAAAGGUCAAGUGACUAUCGAUCUAUUUAUUGAAAAGGAAACCAAUUUUAUUGUCUUACACAUACAGGAUCUAAAUGUCACAGAAAAGGCUAUUGUGCCGCUGGGCAAUAGGGGGAGUAGUGUCAUUAAAAUUAUAAAAUUCUUAGAGUACCCACCUAGACAACAGCUGUAUAUUGAAGUGAAAGAUAAACUGAAAAAGAAAUCCAAUUAUACAUUGAAUUUGCGUUGGUAUUCGAAAUUAAAUCCAGAACCAGAAGGUUUCUAUGUCGAUCAAUAUGAAAGCUCAAAUGGCAUAGAAAGAUUAUUAGCUGCCACAGUAUUUCGACCAAAUGGAGCCCGUAAAGCAUUUCCUUGUUUCGAUGAACCCCAUAUAAGAGCACCUUUCCGUAUAUCAGUAUUUCGUGAUCGUUUCCAUAUAGGCCUUUCAAAUUCCAUUGUGCACACUACAGAGGAUGUAGGUUUCUAUAUGGGAACAGGAUUGUUACGCGAUGACUUCAUCGAAACACCACCCCUGCCAGCCGAUGCUGUUGCAUGGGUUGUUAGUGAUUUUCAGCGAGAAUCUUUACAACCAUCAGCUGCCUACAUGCCCACCACACAAACACCGCCAUACGGAGCGGGUGCCAAAAAAUCCGCACAAUUAAAUAACUACACUCAACAGAAGGAGAAAAAGCCGCCAGUGCGUAAUAUAACCGCACUUACUCACUCGCUAAAUUUUAAUAUUUUGGGUAAAAAUAUGUCCACCACUACGACAACAGUGUCACCUUCCAAAGAAUUGGAGACGAAAAAUCUCACAGCCAUGAGCCAGUCAACGGGUUCGACGAUAAAACGAGCUCCCUCUUAUACGUUCUAUGCUCCACGAGAUCUAUUGCCCCGGUCUUCAUUUAUUUUGCACACCUCCCGUGAUGUUUUGGAAUACAUGCAGACGUGGUUGGAUGUCAGUUAUCCUCUGACGAAAGUGGAUUUUGUGGCUUUGCCAUCAUUAGAUCGUAAUAUCAUAUCCUCAUUGGGUUUGGUUACUUUGAAAACCUCAUUUCUAACUGAUCCCGAAACCAAAACAACUGAACAAUAUCAAAAAAGUGCUUUGUUGAUAGCAGAAGCCAUAGUCAGACAAUUCUUUGGUGGCAUAACAUCGAGAAAGGUUCUAAAAGAUGUGUGGCUGUGGGAGGGUUUGAUUAAAUACUUGGGCAUUCACACGUUAUCGCCGCUGCAGGAAAAUUGGCCUCUCAGAGAAAUAUAUUUGUUGAAUAUGGCUACAGCCGCUUUGGAUAUUGAUGCCAUACAGGGUUGGGAUAGCAUCAUGAAUGGCACUAGUCAUGAUGGUAAUAAUGAAGAUUUCUUUAUACAAAAAACUGCCGCUAUAUUUUCCAUGUUACAUACUGCUAUAGGAGAAGAUCGUUUCAGAAGUUGUUUGGGAGGUUUUCUUAAAUUGAAUCGUUUCAAAACAGCUGAGCCCUUAGAUUUAUGGAAUAUCUGCACAAAGAAGGCUAAUGGUGCGAAAAAUAUUAAGGACAUGAUGUCUUUGUGGACACAUCAAUCCGGCUUUCCCUUAUUGACAGUAACCAAGCUGGGCAAUAAAGUAACCAUAUCGCAAAAACCCUUUAAGCCAGCCGAAUUUUUGGCCAUACAUGAUGAAUCAUAUGAUGGCAAUAACUACAAUAAAACAAAUGCCAAUGCCACGGAGAUGUCAACAACAAGCACAACAACUGCGGCUCCAACACCAGCCAGCAAACAGAAACCUCCCCCACAAAUGAAAUGGAUUUUUCCCAUAACCUAUGUAACCGAUCUUAAUAAUCAAACGGAAACAUUGUGGAUGCAAAAUGUGGAUGUUAUUUUCAAUGUUGCCGAAAAUGUUAAAUGGAUUAAAGUGAAUGCCCGCCAAUCCGGCUAUUAUCGUGUUUUAUACAACGAUGACAAUUGGGCCAAUAUCAUUGAAGAUUUAUCCAAUGAUCCUGAAAAGUUUUCGGGAGAAGAUCGCUUAGGUCUUGUAUCCGAUGCUUUUACACUCUGCCAUGCUAAUUUGCUGCCCUGUGAAAUUACCAUGAACAUGAUACAAUAUCUGCCUAGUGAAACCAAUUGGGGUCCCAUGGCAUUGGCUCUGCGUCAUUUGGAAAAAUGGCGUCGUAUUCUGAAAUAUUCAGAAUGUUUCCUUAUGCUUUCUGAAUUUAUUAAAAUGAAAUUGUCCACAGUGAUAGAGAAGAUUGGUUGGAAUGAUGAUGGCGAUGAGGCAACCAGAUUAAUGCGACCAGAAGUUUUGCUGGCCUCAGUGCUGUGGGAAGAUAUAGACAGUAUAACAAAAUCAAAAAAUAUGUUAAAUCAAUUUCUCUAUUACAAUGGAACGGCCGUACCACCUAACUUAAGAGAGGUCGUUUACACUGGCUCAAUUUUGUCGGGAGAGUAUAUUUACUGGCAGCAUUGCUGGGAACGUUUUGUAACGCUACAGCGAACAUCCGAGAGCUAUGUAGAGCGCAUGCAAUUACUAAGAGCAUUAGGGCGUACAAAAGACGCCUGGCUACAAAAUCGUCUGCUGUCACAUGUCACAAUGUUGCCCACCGCCGAAGUGGUGCAAGUAGUUCAAGCGAUAGCUGGCACACCCACAGGUGGUGCUAUGGCCUGCAGAUUUCUGCAAGCGAAAUGGUUUGACUUGGAGUCAAGAAUGGGCCAGGGAACAAUAGCUUUUGCCAAAGUUAUAUCAGCCAUAACACAAUAUGGUGCCACGAAAUUUGAUUAUGAUGAGCUUAAAUCUUUAGUACAUCGUUUUGGACGAGGUCCUGGCAUGGACGUUUUAAAUAUGACCUUAAGUAGUGUAGCCUCUAAUGUUGAAUGGGUGGCUAGAUCACAAACAUCUCUGUAUAAAUGGGUAGAAAGCAAUUUACAUUCCCAUUAAAA
This is a messenger RNA of Calliphora vicina (urban bluebottle blowfly), 3421 nucleotides long. RefSeq names its product endoplasmic reticulum aminopeptidase 2. The transcript has 14 exons. NCBI's taxonomy places the organism in Eukaryota, Metazoa, Arthropoda, Insecta, Diptera, Calliphoridae. Gene Ontology annotation, cellular component: cytoplasm. The record is from RefSeq and is a predicted model, not a curated record. The coding region runs from base 57 to 3419 and encodes 1120 amino acids. Gene Ontology annotation, molecular function: zinc ion binding; metallopeptidase activity.